GUUUAACACGUUGUAAUAGUUCUAUUACAUACUGUACUGUACCUCACCAGGAGGCUUAGUAGCCUAUUAUACCGUGUUAGAAAUAGCACCAAAUCGGACACCGAAUAGGUAGGUGAGAAUAAAUAAAAAAACGCCGUAUUUUGAUACACUUGAACCGUACUUUUUUGUUUUCUUGGUUUCUGUAGGCGCUUCGUUCCCCCCUGUCCUCCACUUUUGACAGAACGCCCCGAGCGCACUUUUAAUGAUGCGUAACUGACGCGCGGUCAUCAACGGACAUUCUUCCUGAUGUCACUUCUCAACAUGCGGACCACCUGUUUUAUGGCCGUGAUCUUGUGGCUCACAACUGGUUCAUCUCGUUGUCAAACACCAAUUCCCAAUGUUCACGGAGGGUUAGGUGCAGUUCUGGGGGUGUCCAACGCCAGCGUCCUCCUGCAAGACCCCAGCUCUGAGACACUCUACCUGGGAGCCAGAGGCUCCAUUCUGGCACUGCACACCUCCAACCUCACCUGGAAACACCCAUCAAUUAAGUGGGAGGCAACAGAAGAGGAGAGGAAGUCCUGUAUGGGUAAAGGCAAGAGAGUGGAUGACUGUUAUAACUACAUCUGUCUGCUGGAGGUUCUGAAGGAUGGAAGGAUCUACGUCUGUGGCUCCUACGCCUACAAUCCCAAGUGUGCUUUCAUAGACCCAGUGACGUUUGUCCUAGUGAAGGAAGGUGGUGACAAAGUGAAGAUGGAGAAUGGGAAGGGGAAAUGUCCUUAUGAUCCCAGACAACCUCACACGGCUGUUACUGCAGAUGGAGUGCUGUACACCGCCUCCCCUUCUAACUUCCUGGGCACGAUGUUUGACAUCACCAGGGCAACAGGUCAAGAGGUGCGCGUGCAUCAGUCCAUCAACUGGCUCAGUGAUCCAGAGUUUGUGAGUUCGGCCCUGGUCAGGGAGAGUCCUGGAGAUGAUGAUAAAAUCUACUUCUUCUUCAUGGAGAACGCCUUAGAGUACGACCUUUACACCAAGGUCAGGGUCACACGGUUGGCCAGAGUCUGCAAGGGAGACGUGGGGGGCUCUAAGACCCUGCAGAAGCGCUGGACCAGUUUCCUGAAGGCUCAGCUGGUGUGUCAGGACCGGGACAGUGGCCAGCACUACACCGUCCUGACCCACGCCUACCCUCUGGAACACCGCCUGGGAGACCCCAGCAGCACACACUUCUACACCCUCUUCACCUCCCAGGGGAAAGGAGAGCGCGUGUCAGCAGUGUGUGUGUACAGCCUGGCUGACAUCACCAAGGUGUUUGCGACGGGAGGCUUCAGAGAUAUGAAGAGGAACUGUGUGAACAGUGGGAACUCUGAGUCUGUACCCGACCCCCGACCUGGACAGUGUAUCAACCAUGUCCUGAGAGCCCAGGGUUACAACUCCUCCUUCAACAUGCCCGACCGCGUGCUGCAGUUUGCCAAGGAACAUCCUCUGUUGACGAACACUGUGGACGCAGCGCCCCUUCUGGUGAGGAGGGGAACCACAUACACCAGGAUCACAGCUACCAACAUCUCCAACAGUGAUGCUGCCCUACUACAUCUGGGAACAGAUCAGGGGGAGUUACACAGUGUGUCUAUUGUUGGUCGUACUGCUACUCUGCUGCAGGAGAUCCCUCUGACAACCUCAGUAGAGCCCAUCAACAACAUCCUCACACAGCAGGGCCAUGUGGUGGUGGGCUCCCCAUCCUCUUUGUCCCGUGUGCCAGUAGAGGGGUGCAGAGUGUACUCCAGCUGUCAGGUGUGUGCCCGGGCAGCAGGACUAGGUUGUGUGUGGGACGUCAACACGAGAGGCUGUGUUGCGGACUCUCCAGUGCAGAGGGAGUCAGAGGACCCUUUGAAGGUGUGUGGCACUGGAGAGGGUCGUUGUUCCCCUGUGGUGAAGGAGCUGCGUGUGAAGAUGGGCCUGGUGGUCCUCCUCCCCUGUGACCACCCCCAUCUCUCCCCUCUCCCCUGCAUCUGGGAGCACCCCCAGGGCCGCUACACCCUGAAGCACCACUCCCACCUGGAGGUCACUGUCUCCGAAUCCAGCCUGGGCCUCUACUCCUGCCGCUGCACAGCCCAGGGUGAUUAUUCCUGGGGUAGCGAACCCUGCCUUACAGCCUCCUACCAGCUCACCAUGGAGGACCUCAGUGUCGAAGGCAGGGUGGACCCGGGGCUGUCGAGAUCACCGGUAUGGGUAUACAUCUCCUGUGUCCUGCUGGGGGUGCUGGUUGGAGCUUUAGGAGCAACUGUGUUCCUGAAUAGGCUUUGCUGGAGAGCAGCCCAGCACACCCCAUUAGAGGACAGAAAUGGGGGUGGAGCCAAUCAAGGACAGCAGGGGCGGGGCCCCACCUGUUAUGAGAAUAAGCUGGUGAUGGGUGACAUGUCGGUCGGCCAAUUGGGAGAGGGCGUUUUGUGAAGAGAUGUCCAGAAUUGACUUAAUUGAAGGGAGUGUUUUGCCAGGUACCGCUUAGAGACUGAGGCUUUCUUUCUUUCUGUGUCUCUUUCUGUCUCUCUGUGUGUGUCUCUUUCUCUGUGUCUCUCUCUGUGUCUCUCCCUCUGUGUCUCUCUGUGUCUCUGCUUCUGUGUCUCUGUGUCUCUCUCUGUGUCUCUCUCUGUCUCUCCCUCUGUGUCUCUGCUUCUGUGUCUCUGUCUCUCUCUGUGUGUCUCUCUCUGUGUCUCUCUGUGUGUCUCUCUGUGUCUCUCUCUGUGUCUCUCUGUCUCUGUGUCGCUCUGUCUCUCUCUGUGUCUCUCUGUCUCUGUGUCACUCUCUCUGUCUCUCUGUGUGUCUGUGUCUCUCUGUGUCUCUGUCUCUCUCUCUCUGUCUCUCUCUCUGUCUCUGUGUCUCUCUGUGUCUCUCUGUCUCUGUGUCGCUCUCUCUGUCUCUCUCGGUGUCUCUGUCUCUCUCGUUGUGUCUCUGUCUCUCUCUGUGUCUCUGUCUCUCGCUCUCUUUCUCUCUCUGUCUCUCUCUCUGUGUCUGUCUCUCUCUGUCUCUGUGUCUCUCUGUCUCUGUGUCUCUCUCUCUGUCUCUCUCUGUGUCUCUGUCUCUGUAACCAGGUUUCCAUCCAACCUUUUUAUUUGAGUAAAACAUGUCACGGCAGGCCUGAUGGAAACAGCACAUUUUUGGGUAAACUCGUUUAGUGUUGGUAAAGUGAAUUAUGUGAGAAACGGUGGUGGAAACACCACCUUUAUAGGCAGAUAUUGAUAUGAUAACCAUCAUAUCGUUGUGAUGACAUGUUGUGUGGUCCUCACACUACUACUCAGGCAAGCAUACAGUUUAUUAGCCUACAGAUUAAAUAAGUAAUGAUGAACUUCACAGGGAGGUGAUGAACUUGAUGCUCCUUUCCAAUAAAUAUCCAGGGUCCUAUUCUGGUGACAUGAUGAUUGAUGCUUGGCUGCCGUUUGACAAAUAAAACAAAUCUUACUCUUAUCAAUAAUAUUGUCAUGUAGACAAGCCUACCCCACUGUAUCUGCCAGCUGCUGGCUACAGCGUACAUACAAGGACCAGAGUGGGCACGUGCUAUUUAACACAACACAGUUGAAAAUGCGAUGGAAGCCCGUCAUCACCCACUGUCAUCACCCACUGUCAUCACCCACUGUCAGCACCCACUGUCAGCACCAACUGUCAUCACCCACUGUCAUCACCCACUGUCAUCACCAACUGUCAUCACCCACUGUCAUCACCCACUGUCAUCACCCACUGUCAUCACCCACUGGCAUCACCCACUGGCAUCACCCACUGUCAUCACCCACUGUCAUCACCCACUGUCAUCACCCACUGGCAUCACCCACUGGCAUCACCCACUGGCAUCACCCACUGUUUCCGCCAAGUCAGUUUGGGGGAAACUCGGCACUGGUGGGAAAAUGUGCAUAUUUUCCUUAUGGAUAUUUUACAAAAUUCACAUGAAAAUCUGUCGCCAGUUGGAUUGAAACCAAGCUAGUGACAUCACAGGGUAGGAUUAAAAGUGAAAAAGAGAGUGAUUUCCAAACCUGCAACCAGUUUCUAGCCAGCGGGAGGGUAUUUACCUGCUCCCCACGUCACCACAAAUCUCAGUGUUUGAUGAAAAUCACUGUUUUUAAAAUGGUUUUG
Messenger RNA from Oncorhynchus keta (chum salmon), 4095 nucleotides. Its product is annotated as semaphorin-4F-like. Gene Ontology annotation, biological process: positive regulation of cell migration; neural crest cell migration; negative chemotaxis. The transcript has 14 exons. The coding region runs from base 286 to 2424 and encodes 712 amino acids. Gene Ontology annotation, molecular function: semaphorin receptor binding; chemorepellent activity. The record is from RefSeq and is a predicted model, not a curated record. Lineage: Eukaryota; Metazoa; Chordata; Actinopteri; Salmoniformes; Salmonidae.